ACAGUAAGACAAUAUCGUCCGCAUACUCUCGACCUUGAAUAUGCGGACGAUAUUGGUGUAGUAUUAGUUAAACAGCUAACUUGAAGCCUAUCUCAGAAGGACAUUUUCUCAGCAUAACGCUGAGCUGCUUGCUUUGCAACAGCAUGUAAGACUUGAAUGGAAAGGCUGAAAAACUAUUUAAAGUUCCAUGUGCACGAACAACGUCAGGAAGGUGCUGUAACGAAUACACAUUGUAAACUAAGUUUUCAGACCCAUAACACCAUUCCUAUUCCUUACGAAAGUUUCGUAAGUCCAUUCUGACGGAUUCUACACCUGUAUCAUGUAAUUUAGGGUGUGCAAGCAGAUAAAUGGAUAACGCUAAACGCCGGAAAUUAAGAUACAAAAGUCGCAUUUAAAUGCGACAAAAACUCUAAAUUUCUCCAGGUUUAGGAUUUUUCCCCAGAAUUUUCUCAAAAUCGGGAGAUUCAGUUCAAGCUACUUUCGGGGUGGUGAAUUGUUGUGUUGGUUCAAGUCCCAAUGAAAAGGUGACGUGCUUGCUGAAGUUCUGUUCAGCCUUCUUACCUCAAAGUUUUUCACUCAUCUAAAAUAAAAGUUAGUUUUUCACCUGGUGUAAAGACUCACUUAUUGGAGUUGUGCAGAGCGUAGAAUAUUGUCCCUCAAUCUUUCAUCAUCCUCGAUGCUAGCAGAUCUUCGGAAACGUAUGUCGUUAUAUAGUCAAAUAUGUUGUGAACUGCUCUAAAUGUUGCUAGUAAUCCGGAAGAUUCUGUCAUGUUUGAAGUUGUUUAGCACUUUUCUGGAUUAUUCUACUAUACAUAAAACUGGUAACUACCUACUCCAAAGACUUAUAGACAACGAUUAGUUUUAUUUCUCGACGUAAUAGCUAUUAAUCUACUACUUUGGUGUUAAGGGUUAGCUAAUAGGUUUCCAAUUCAAAGAGGACACCAUAUUUUAAGUUCGUUGAAUAGGAAACUUUUUCAUGUGACUCAGUCUAGUCGUAUAGAGAUACAUGCUUCAGAUUUAUCAAUAAAUUAAGUAUAUGGUCCUUAUUAAAUAUUGCUGAACUAAAUGGCUUUUUGAGAACUGUCGUGGUUGAUUUCUUUUACUAUUAUUGUUAGAGAAUGAAAGUACUGCAAUAUAUUAUUGACCCUAUGUUUCUUAGCUGAUGACUUUUUGUUAUUAAGGCCAAGAGGAAGGAAGUUUUUAAUUUCGACACCUGUCAGAAAUUCCAAGUCUAACAACGACCCCCAAUCUCUGGACAAGUCAAAUAGACUUCACACAUUGUCAAUUAUUGAGCAAAGUACUUUAAACCAUUCAGGCAGUGCUGAAAAUAGGCAGACCUCAGGUUGCUUCUUUGGUCUACCAUUACGUGUAAAAGAGUUAUUUCAUGAACUUCGAGGUGUGACGAAAUUGUAUGACUGGCAAGUAGAGUGUCUGAAUUUAACAGCCGUAGCAAAUGGGUCUAACCUGGUGUAUAGUUUACCUACAAGUGGAGGGAAAACUUUAGUCGCAGAAAUUCUUAUGCUCAAAGAACUUCUGAUUUAUAAUAAAAGCGUGCUUUUUAUUCUACCAUUUGUAUCAAUAGUUCAAGAAAAGGUUCGAUCACUUACACCAAUGGGUCUAGAACUUGGAUUUUGGGUAGAGGAAUAUGCCGGUAGUCGUGGGCGAAUCCCUCCAGUUAAACGUAAUGGAUCAUAUUCUGUUUUGAUGGCUACCAUCGAGAAAGGGCAUACUAUCGUAAAUUCUUUGAUUGAUACAAAGAGAUUGGAUAGUCUGGGAUUAGUCAUUGUGGAUGAGCUGCAUAUGAUUGGUGAUGGUGGGCCUCGUGGUGCAUGCUUAGAAAUGAUCCUUACAAAGUUACGUUUAUCUUCUCCUACUACUCGGAUUAUUGGUAUGAGUGCAACCCUUCCCAACAUCUCUGAUUUGACCGACUAUCUAAGUGCAGAAUUAUAUGUCAGCAAUUUUCGUCCAGUCAAACUAAUUGAAUACGUAAAAGUUGGUGAUCAUCUAUAUGAGAUUACUUCUACGAAAACAUCGCAUUGUACAUCUGAAGGAAAUGAUUUCACUGAUAGACUUGUUCAUUGUCGUAUGGUAGAUUUCCAGUAUACAAAAAAGAUGCUUUCUAGAGAUCCGGACCACUUAGUUGCCCUAGUUGCAGAAACGUUACUUGGACAUUCAAUGAUUGAUUGGUGUUGUAACAGGUUAUUUCAUCCCUCAUUUACUCGAUCAUCUAAAGAAAGGUUUUCUUGUUUAGUAUUUUGUCCAACCAAAGUACAUUGUGAAAAUACAGCUAAAAUGUUAGCGGAACUCCUUCCUAUCACUGCUUGUUUUCCUCACUCAAAUGAUGAAGAUUAUAUAACCGAGAACAAUCUUGUUGAACAAAGAUCAAUAUUGUUAGACAAUUUACGUCUCGAUUAUACAAUUGAAAACAAAGAUUUAAAGGGAGGAGCUCAAACACAUUGCCCAGUUUUGGAAUAUACAGUUCCUAAAGGGAUAGCUUAUCAUCACAGUGGGUUGACGCAGGAAGAAAGGAGUGCACUAGAAACUGCCUAUAAUGAGGGAGUAAUCCGAGUGCUGUGUUGCACAUCUACAUUAGCUGCCGGUGUUAAUCUACCUGCUAGGAGAGUAAUCAUUCGCAAACCUUAUGUUGGGAGUUCUUUUUUGUCCAGUACUCAAUAUCAGCAAAUGGUUGGACGUGCUGGUCGUGCUGGUUUGGAUACUGUUGGUGAAAGUAUUACAAUAUUGCAACCAAAUGAACGACAAAAUUUUGCUCAUUUGUUAUCUGAUAUAUCAGACCCUGAUGACACUAAACCACGUAUUGGAACAACUGGUCUAUGUAGCAGCAGCUUAUUGUAUGAAAACGGAAAGGGUCUACGACAAUUUAUACUUUCACUUAUAGGUCUUGAAUUGGCCACAACUUACCCAGAUAUUAUUUGGUCAUGUGAAAAAACGUUAUUAGGUGUACAGUACCGAUUACAUCAACGCGGAGAUUUCGAUGACCUAGUUCGCACUGAAUUGAAUACGCUGAUUAAAAUGGAUCUAAUUGUGGUUGUGUCAAUUGAUGCAUAUCUCAGGAAAACAACUUCAGUUUCAGAAAAUAUUGAGUUGGAAAAAGCUCGAUUCCAGGCAACUAAAUUGGGUAGAGCAUCUGUAAAAGGUGGAAUCGAUACAGAUCGUAUUGGACCAUUAAUAUCAGAUUUUCGUAUAGCCGCAAGAGCAGUAAAUACAAGUGGUCCAUUACAUUUACUGUAUUUGAUUGCACCACCGGAUGUUGUUGAUACUAUACAAAUUGACUGGAGUCUUCUUUUUGAUCGUAUCAGUAUCAUGCCACAAAAUGAAGCUAAUUUAAUAAGUCUUUUGGGUUUUCCUGAAGGAUAUAUUUUGUGGAAAGCUACUGGCUAUCCUAUCAAACGAAAGUUAGAUGAACGACCUCUUCGUCGAUUGUACGUCGCUCUAGCUCUCGCCGAACUAUGGCAGAAUAGAUCAACAUUCCCAAUAUGGUAUGUAGCUGAACGAUACAAAUUUUCACGCGGUGCUCUUCAGUCCACUCUAACUUCAGCUGCAUCCUUGGCUAACUCAUUGGCUCAUGCACUAGCUAGUGAAUUUUCUACCGAUUCAGAACUAUGGGCAUUUGCACACCUACUUCCAGAAUUCGCCAAAAAGCUGGCUUAUUGUGUUUCUAGUGAAUUAUUUCCGCUGAUGGAAUUACCAGGAGUGAAAAGAGCCAGAGCCCGACAGUUGUAUAAUUUAGGCUACUGCACUUUGAAAGAUAUAGCGUGUGCUAACUCUUCUGAUUUAACCAGUCGCAUGGCUCCAUAUAUGUCUAAACGGGUUGCAAAUGAAAUAAUACAAGCAGCUCAAAUGUUAGUAUCAGAGAAAGCUGAUGCUCUUUUCCAGGAAGCUAACGAAAUGAUAUCUGGAGUUGGGACAAAAAGUUUGCUUUCUCAGAUGGCUGACUACUUGAAGUACAAACCAUUUUCUCCCAAAUUAGCUGGCUUAAGCAAUGUCAAUAAAUUAAAUUUGGUUCAUUUGGUGCUGAUUUUGAUGAAGACGAAGAUUUGUUUGAGUGAUAAUUAAAAAGAAUGCCUCAAUACUAACAUAUGUCUAAUGUCUAGUCUUCUUAUAACAAUGAAUAAUCUCUAAAUGCUCUCUGAAUGCCUAUUGUCUUUCAUAAUGCAAUUUAAUUUUUGGUUUGAAUUUUUUGUCAGAUUACUGAUUAUUAUUGUUCUUUUUAUUACAAAUGAAUGUGAUUUUCGAGG
Messenger RNA from Schistosoma mattheei, 4256 nucleotides. The record is from the annotation of a GenBank genome assembly. NCBI's taxonomy places the organism in Eukaryota, Metazoa, Platyhelminthes, Trematoda, Strigeidida, Schistosomatidae.